This is a messenger RNA of Mya arenaria, 1110 nucleotides long. Its product is annotated as monocarboxylate transporter 14-like. Bases 115 to 1110 code for a protein of 331 amino acids. NCBI's taxonomy places the organism in Eukaryota, Metazoa, Mollusca, Bivalvia, Myida, Myidae. The transcript has 4 exons. Gene Ontology annotation, molecular function: monocarboxylic acid transmembrane transporter activity. The record is from RefSeq and is a predicted model, not a curated record. Gene Ontology annotation, biological process: monocarboxylic acid transport.
CUUACCACAUUUGACAUACAGCAUAGCAGAGCACAGGAUGUACGUGUGUUACUGAUUUCCUACGGAAUAUUUAAUGGGACUGGAAAUGCAUUGACGCUAUCAACAUCACUGACUAUGGUCGGAUUUUAUUUCGACAAACGACGGGGCUUUGCUAACAGCUUGACCACUGCAGGAAGCUCUUUUGGCGGCCUGAUGUUUGCACAAGUUAUUACUUUAUUACUGGAUGCAUAUGGAUAUCAGGGGUUACUAGUUAUUGCUGCAGUGUCAUUGCAUGGCUCUAUUAGUGAUGCUCUGUAUCGUCCUACAAAGUUCUAUGAGACCAGUAAUACAAGUAAACCGGAGGAAAAACCACUGGCAAAAAUUGAACAUAACCAAAAUGAUGUUAUUUCUGAUAUCGAUUUAAGUAUACAUGCAAACAACGAGCAGGGCAUACAAGAACAAGAAAAUAUCAAAGAUAGACAUAGCAGCCCAGAUAUACUGUGUUUGAAUGCUGAUUUAGGAGCUUCUAUAUUGAAGAUCCAUAGGACCAUGAGCGAGUCCUCCAUAAACGACAGAAGCUCUUUUAGAAUCUCAAAACGUUUAAAUGUUUUUAAAACUCUAGCAAAUGUGUUUGAUAUAAGAGUGUUUUCAAUUCCGGUAUUUAUAGCUUUUGAAGUCUCUGCAAUUCUUCUAUGCCCUGCGACGAUGCUCAGUCCGGUCUUUGUUGCACCGCAUGCAAAAGAAGCACUAAAUGAUACAAAGAAAGUAGCAAUCCUUAUCACAAUUUUUAGCUCCCUCGAUCUCAUUUCCAGAAUUGUGUUAGCAUUUAUUUCUGACAGUAGAGUUAUACGACGAUCAACUUUAAUAGCAAUCUCCGCCUUUAUAAUUGGAAUCAGUAACCAUUGUGUUCGCUGGUAUACGAGCUAUGAGACAAUCAUAGCUCACACAGUAGUUCUUGGCGUAUUUAGUGGGAAUUACCUUUCCCUGUUCGCUGCAAUAAUCGUGGACUUUAUGUCAAUUGAGAGGUUACAAAGUGUACUAGGAUUUACAGCAUUGUUUCAGGGUUGUGCAGUCGCCAUCUCCUUUUACCUUGUCGGCAAUUCGUCAGUUUACAUUCUGGAACACUCUUAG